AUGUCCAAGGCGAUCUAUAUCUCACCAAUCGAUGGCAAACCGGGAAAGCCGGGUCAGGUCUACUACCCGCUAUCCCUGCGCACACUGCCCCGGCCUUCUCCGCAGGGCCGUGAGCUGCUCGUGAAACUGACCGCCGCUUCCCUCAAUCACCGCGACCUCUUCCUGCGCCAGCACCUCUACCCUGGUGUGACCUUCGAUGUGCCCUUGCUUGCUGACGGCGUAGGAGUCGUCGUCGGCGUUGGCCCGGACGUCUCGAACCCCGACAAGUGGCAGGGCAAUCAGGUGAUUUUGAACCCCGGUGUGGGUUGGAAGGACUCCCCCGAUGGACCGGAGGAGGCAACGGGCUACCGGAUUAUGGGGGGCACCAAGGUAUAUGACAAGGGGACACUGCAAGAAUAUAUCACCAUCGAAGACUCAGAGGUUGAAGUAGCCCCUAAGCACCUCUCGGAUGCAGAGGCUGCGGCUCUCCCUCUGACGGGAUUGACGGCAUGGAGAGCUCUGGUGACCAAAGCCGGCGACAAGAACUCCAAGGAUGGUUCCGCCGUCCUAAUCACGGGUAUUGGCGGAGGCGUCGCAUUGAUGGCGCUGCGGUUUGCAGUGGCACGAGGCGCGGAUGUUUUUGUGACGAGUUCCAAUGAGGAGAAGAUCCAGAAGGCCGUCGAGCUCGGUGCGAUGGGUGGCGUGAGUUACAAAGAAGAAGGCUGGGAUAAGAAGGUGUUGGGAAUGCUCCCGUCUGGCAAAAAGAGCUUUGAUGCUAUCAUCGAUGGUGCUGGCGGAGAUUCCAUCGAAAAAGCUGUCAAGCUGGUCAAGACCGGUGGGGUUCUCUCCGUCUAUGGGAUGACGGUAUCUCCCAAGAUGCCAUUCCCGAUCCAGGCCGUUCUCAAGAACAUCGAUGUUCGUGGCUCCACGAUGGGCUCUCGAAAGGAGUUCAAGGAGAUGGUUGAGUUUGUCGACUCGAAGAAGAUCCACCCGGUUAUAUCACGGGUGCUGCAGACCGAGCUGGAUGACCUAGCCGCUAUUGACGGGCUGUUCGUGGACAUGAAGCAGGGCAAGCAGUUUGGAAAACUGGUGAUUGACUUUGGCACGUCGUCCUCGAGCAGAAAGUUGUGA
Molecule: messenger RNA, 1110 nt
Organism: Penicillium brasilianum
Lineage: Eukaryota; Fungi; Ascomycota; Eurotiomycetes; Eurotiales; Aspergillaceae
Source: the annotation of a GenBank genome assembly